UAGUUUAGUGACAGGAUGUAUCCGACGCCGACGCGGCACCCGGCGGGGUCAGUGAGGGGGCCGCAACCUACCGCCGGACCUAUAAAGUUUACAAUAGCGGAUACUUUAGAACGCAUAAAAGAAGAAUUUAACUUUCUACAAGCUCAGUAUCACACGCUUAAAUUGGAAUGUGAUAAGUUAGCUAGCGAGAAAACUGAAAUGCAGCGACACUAUGUCAUGUAUUACGAAAUGUCAUAUGGCCUAAAUGUUGAAAUGCAUAAACAGACGGAAAUAGCUAAACGACUUAGUGCAAUAAUUGGACAAGUGUUACCAUUUCUGGCUCAAGAACAUCAGCAACAAGUUGCUUCGGCCGUCGAUAGAGCCAAGCAGGUCACUAUGCCCGAACUUAAUGCUAUUAUUGGGCAACAACAACAACAAGGCCUCCAGCAACUUCUUCAACAGAUUCACGCGUCCGCGGGUCUCCCACACGGCGUAAGCGGAACGGGAGCCCUACUAGGCGCAGGGAGCUUGUUGUUCCCCGGAGCGGGGCCCCCGCCCACCCCACAUCUACCGCCUCCAGCUCACAAGGUGGAGCUCCCUCCUCCCUCGGACAUCAAGCCGCCCGUGUUACCGGGUGGGGCGGCGGCGUCUGCCCUACAUCCGGGACAGCCGGCACCCCGGGACGACGACCGGAUGUCCUCGCGGGUUAUGAACCAACAACAACGUCACUCAGUCUCACCUCAUGAACGCGAACAGAAGUACCGUCCCCGUUCACCGGAACCGGAACCGUUGGACAUGAAACGUAGGAAGGAAGAAAAGGUACUCGGUCAUGUGAGUCUAUGUAGUGAUAGCGACGCAGAAAAGAGUGACCAAGAUCUUGUUGUUGAUGUGGCAAACGAGGAGGAAAGAGGUUCACCUAAUGUAAGAACAGAAGGUGAAAGAACAGAAAACGGACCCCGACCUCCAUCGAGAUCUGGAUCGUCUUCUAGCAGAUCAACACCCAAGAGUUCGAAGGAUGAGAAACCAGGAACUCCCGGGGCUAAAAACCGCGCCCCAACGCCUACGGGGCGCUACGCGUUCCCGUCGUACCCCGGCUACCGGCCGCCCCUGCCCUACGACGGACCUCACGCCCGGACCAACGGCGUUCCUCCGUCGAAACCCGCGUACGCGUUCCACUCGUGCGGCGGGCCGCUGCAGGCGGUGCCGUUCCCCGCGGACGCGCUGGCGGGCGCGGGCGUGCCGCGCGGCGCGCGCGCCGUGGCGGCGCUGGCGCACGGCGACGUGGUGUGCGCCGUGGCGCUGUCGCUGGCGGCCGGCGCGCGCCGCGCCUACACCGGCGGCAAGGGCUGCGUCAAGCUGUGGGACAUCUCCAGCCCCGGCGCGCCCGCCGCGCCCGAGCCGCUCGCGCAGCUCGACUGCCUGCAACGCGACAACUACAUCCGCUCGGUGAAGCUGCUGCCGGACGGGCGCACGCUGCUGGUGGGCGGCGAGGCGUCCAGCCUGUCCAUCUGGGACCUGGCCGCGCCCACGCCGCGCAUGCGCGCCGAGCUCACCUCCUCCGCGCCCGCGUGCUACGCCCUCGCCAUCAGCCCCGACUCGAAGGUAUGCUUUAGUUGCUGUUCAGAUGGCAAUAUAGCUGUAUGGGAUCUGCACAAUCAAACUUUAGUUAGACAAUUCCAAGGUCACACAGACGGUGCAUCAUGUAUAGACAUAAGUCCAGACGGCACCAGGUUAUGGACGGGAGGGUUGGAUAACACGGUGCGUUCCUGGGACUUGCGGGAGGGGAGACAGCUUCAUCAGCACGACUUCUCUAGCCAGAUAUUCUCUCUAGGAUACUGUCCUACUGGCUCGUGGCUGGCGGUGGGCAUGGAGAACUCGCACGUGGAGGUGCUGCACGCGGCCAAGCCGGACCGCUACCAGCUGCUGCUGCACGAGUCGUGCGUGCUGGCGCUGCGGUUCGCGGCCGGCGGGCAGUGGUUCGCGUCCACCGGCAAGGACAACCUGCUCAACGCCUGGCGGACUCCCUACGGGGCUAGUCUCUUCCAGACUAAAGAAUCAUCAUCGGUGCUCAGUUGUGAUAUAUCAGCGGACGAUAAGUUUAUAGUGACGGGUUCAGGUGACAAGAAAGCGACGGUGUAUGAAGUGUUGUACUGAAACAGUGGUGUGAAAGACAGUGAUAAUCUCAUAGGCAAUAAUAAAGGGUAUCUUGUGGUCCAGUGGAACUUCAAGCUGUAAGAUAAAUGGGUACAUUAAGGAGAGAAAAUAAAUGUUCAAAUAUA
This is a messenger RNA of Melitaea cinxia (Glanville fritillary), 2258 nucleotides long. RefSeq names its product protein groucho-like. Bases 16 to 2133 code for a protein of 705 amino acids. Gene Ontology annotation, molecular function: transcription corepressor activity; protein binding. Lineage: Eukaryota; Metazoa; Arthropoda; Insecta; Lepidoptera; Nymphalidae. Gene Ontology annotation, cellular component: transcription regulator complex; nucleus. The transcript has 18 exons. The record is from RefSeq and is a predicted model, not a curated record. Gene Ontology annotation, biological process: negative regulation of canonical Wnt signaling pathway; regulation of DNA-templated transcription.